UCGUUCGAAAAGCAUCUAUCCAUCAUUCCUUCCUUCCUAAGGGACUUAGCCGAGGAGACAGACUGCACUCUGUUCUCUCUCACUUUCACUUUGUCGAGAAAUGGAGAAGCUCUCCGACGAUUUAGGGUUAGCUCUGUGCAAAAAGGAUAUCCUGCGUCGAACUCGAGACCUGGUCCAAUCCCAGGCAAAUGCCGUGGAGGAGCAUUUCGACUCCAUCGUCAAGGCCAUCGGCGAAAGGCUGGAGCAACUCCGGGCCCGGGAGAGGUCGGUAGAGGAGAGGUUUGCAGAGGUCGUGUCGAAGGAGAGUGAGCUGGAGAAGAAGGCUAAAGAAUUUGAGAGGGAGGUUCUCAUGAGGGAGGAGAGGCUGGCCCAGUUGGAGAGGAGGCUCGAGGAUUGCUCGAGGGAAUGCAGAGAGGAGGAGGAUCGUCUGGCGUCGGCAACGGAUUAUCUCGCUGAAUGUCUCCGGGAGACCGAGUUUAAGAAGAAGGAGCUGGUUUCUGUGAGGGAUUCCGUCGAGGAAUGCCGGAGGGAGUUCGGGAUGAAAAAGCAGGAUCUGGAUGAAUGCGCUAGGGAGCUCAAUUUAAAGGAGAGAGAGCUCGGCUCGAUCAAGACGUUGAUUGAUGAGUAUAAUGAGGAGCUGACGUCCAAAAAGAAGGAUCUUGAUGCCAUUAGGAAGUCCACCAUAGCGUGCUCCGCUGAGGUCGACUCGAAAGAGAGCGAACUGGCGGUGCUCGGGAAGUCUGUGAAAGAUCUCGAGGUGGAGAGACCAAAGGAGGAUAAAGUGGAGUCUCUUCAGAAAUGUUCACGACGAGACUCGGAAGAAAUCGGGUUGAAGAAAGCGGAGCUUGCUUCCCUCCAGAAAACCAUCAGAGAAGUUAGAGGUGAUCUUGACUUGAAAGAGAGAGAGUGCCGAGUAUUAUGUACCUCUAUCAAGAACAAUAAUGUCGAGCUCGAAACGAAAAAGAAAGAGCUAGAAUCGACCAUGGCUUUGCUCGUUGCAAGGGAAGGUGAGCUGAAGUCUAGAGAGUACCAACUUGAGAUUAGUCAAAAGGAACUGGCUUUGGCUAGAGCUGAAAGGGAUGGAUGCCGCAGAGAAAUCCAUUUGGCCAAAGCUUCGUUCGAGGAACGUUCCAGGAUACUAGAGGCAAAGGAGAGAAAGCUCCAAGGGCAGCUUAUGGUGUUAAUAAUCCAACACGAAUGUUUGCAGUCGAGAGAGAAGGCUGACGUUCUUGUUUUCCAAAAGGAGCUCUUAGACAUGAUGAUUCAAAUGUCGCUCGAUCCCGCGAAACUGGUGUUGCAGGCUAUGCAGGAACUUGACUCCUCAAGUUCAUUCGAUAGUGGCGUAACCAAGAGAAGCUGUCUGUUGCUGUUACGCUGCUUAGGUGAGGCUUCGCCGGUGAUUAAGCCUCAGGUGAAGGAAGCUGCAAUGGCACUGGCUAAACAAUGGAAGGCUCAGCUGGCUGCUUCUUCAGCCAAUUAUAUUUUUGGGGUGUUGGCUCUCUUGAGGCUUAUAGUGGUCUAUGAAUUAAUCCCAGCAUUUUGUCCGAAUGAGCUGGAAGAUCUUGUCAAUUCUAUAUCCGACCAUGUCGAAACAAAUGAACUACGAGUGCUCCUCGGUUUAUCAAGACCUCUACCUUCCCCGAAGGUCAUACUUCUUCCUCAGGCUGAAAAGAAGCUAAAGAAGCUUGCUCAGAGCUCCCCGAAAGUUGAUGAUGGUUCCCGACUACAGAAUAUAAUCAAGCGAAUGCGCAUGACCUAAAGGAGUUACUUCUGGGAGUCUUGAAGACUAUCAAAUGAUUAGUGAGAUUACCUGCCGCAAACUGCCCCCCUUUUAACUCUUCUAGCUUCCAUCGUGUAGAUUAAUGUGGGCUUGGAAAUAGUUGGGCUGCAUAGCUCCUUGUGGAUAACAAAGCUGUAAGUUUAGAAACAGUAUGGAAUCUAUAUUGCAAUUAUCUGUCUCUGUGUGAUGAUUUCUAAGUAAAAUUACGAACGAAAUCGUGAUAUGGAAAUUGCUUUGUUAGUCGAA
Molecule: messenger RNA, 2026 nt
Organism: Punica granatum (pomegranate)
Lineage: Eukaryota; Viridiplantae; Streptophyta; Magnoliopsida; Myrtales; Lythraceae
Source: RefSeq, a predicted model, not a curated record